AUGGAGGAAGAUGCUUUGGGUUCGAGGAGGAAUUCAGCUGAGCAGGACUUGUCGCUUGGGCAGUUGGAUAGCGAAAGCAGCAGUGUUGCGAAGCAUCUGGAAUCUGCCAACACAAUGUUUUCAUUUAUAUGGUGGAUCAUUGGAUUCUACUGGGUCUCCGCUGGUGGCCAAGACUUGGCACGAGAAUCCCCACGGAUUUACUGGUUGUCUAUCGUCUUUCUUGGUUUCGAUGUGUUCUUUGUUGUCUUCUGUGUUGCACUGGCCUGUGUUAUUGGCAUUGCUGUUUGCUGCUGCCUACCAUGCAUCAUUGCAGUUUUAUACGCUGUGGCAGAUCAGGAAGGGGCUUCAAAAGAAGACAUUGAGCAGCUCACCAUAUUCAAGUUUCGAAAAGUAGGUGAUGUCAACAAACAUGCUGGCGAUGAAGCCCAAGGAAACUCCGAGGGAGUGAUGACCGAGUGUGGUACAGAUUCACCCGUUGAACAUGCUAUUUUGCAAGAGGAUGCAGAAUGUUGCAUCUGUCUCUCUGCAUAUGAAGACGGAACAGAACUAAGGGAACUUCCUUGUGGCCACCAUUUCCACUGCUCAUGCGUAGACAAAUGGCUAUACAUAAACGCGACUUGCCCACUCUGCAAAUACAACAUCCUCAAGAGUAGCAACUUGGAUCGAGAGGAAGUCUAG
Messenger RNA from Arabis nemorensis, 678 nucleotides. The record is from the annotation of a GenBank genome assembly. NCBI's taxonomy places the organism in Eukaryota, Viridiplantae, Streptophyta, Magnoliopsida, Brassicales, Brassicaceae.